AAAAUUGGCUGUUACAGGACUACAUUUCCCGAGUACCGCUGCACGACUUGAGGGCGGACUUAUGUUUUUUUAAUAGGGUUAGGGCUCGAGGGCUCGGGACCCGGCCGCGGUGUCGCCAGUUCGAGUCUCGGUAGCUGCGGAGUGGAGACCAGUGCAGGAAGUAACAGUCAGAUUACUGGUCCUCACUAGUGUUAAGUAGUCGUGUUGGAAGCCUUAUUCUGUGGGUACCCAUCUUUUAAAAAACCUGAAAAAAAUGAAUAAAGAUGCACAGAUGAGGGCAACUAUUAAUCAAAAACUAAUUGAAACAGGAGAGCGAGAACGCCUUAAAGAAUUAUUGAGAGCCAAAUUAAUUGAAUGCGGAUGGAAAGACCAGUUAAAGGCACACUGUAAAGAUGUCAUCAAAGAGAAAGGACUAGAACAUGUUACUGUUGAUGAUUUGGUUGCAGAAAUCACUCCAAAAGGCAGAGCUUUGGUACCUGACAGUGUCAAGAAAGAACUUUUACAAAGAAUAAGAACAUUCCUUGCUCAGCAUGCCAGCCUUUGAUUCUUCCCUUGAGCCUUAUGAAGUUAAUCACGCAAGAAACUGGACAAUGUUUUUCCUCCACGCUUUAGGGUUAAAGUUAACUUUUUUUUUUACAUUUAGUUUCUGGAAGUGUACUUUGCUACAAUGAAAAAUUAAUCUUGAUAUUUUAAUUAAAAAAAACUGAUGACAUAUUUUGGAAAGAAAUUCCGUUUCUUGCCAUUAAAAGUAUGUCAUGUGGCUUACCAUGGUU
Messenger RNA from Sphaerodactylus townsendi, 773 nucleotides. It is a transcript of the gene ENY2, whose product is annotated as ENY2 transcription and export complex 2 subunit. Gene Ontology annotation, cellular component: DUBm complex; SAGA complex; nuclear pore. Lineage: Eukaryota; Metazoa; Chordata; Lepidosauria; Squamata; Sphaerodactylidae. The transcript is spliced from 6 exons. The coding region runs from base 254 to 544 and encodes 96 amino acids. Gene Ontology annotation, molecular function: chromatin binding; transcription coactivator activity. The record is from RefSeq and is a predicted model, not a curated record. Gene Ontology annotation, biological process: regulation of transcription by RNA polymerase II; poly(A)+ mRNA export from nucleus; positive regulation of DNA-templated transcription.